Molecule: messenger RNA, 4711 nt
Organism: Rhipicephalus sanguineus (brown dog tick)
Lineage: Eukaryota; Metazoa; Arthropoda; Arachnida; Ixodida; Ixodidae
Gene: CNBP
Product: CCHC-type zinc finger nucleic acid binding protein
Exons: 6
Coding region: 240-959 (239 amino acids)
Biological process (GO): positive regulation of cytoplasmic translation
Cellular component (GO): cytoplasm
Molecular function (GO): mRNA binding; translation regulator activity; single-stranded RNA binding
Source: RefSeq, a predicted model, not a curated record
AACGUGCUAGCGCUACUCCGCCUCCACAAUAAAGUGGCGGGCCGUGUGCAAAUCCCACGUGUGACGCGCGGUUCUCUCCGUAGUUACAUUUUAUUCCAUAUUGUAAAAUAAACACGGCGCUCAUCUGACCAAGAUCAGGCCGCCAAACCAGGAGGAGCCGCAGCAGGUGGGCGCCGAGGGGCGGGUGGAGCGAGGAGUGAGUUGAGAGUCGAGGAGGCGGCCAGGGGAGGAGGAGGAGGAUGAGUGCCACCACAGAGUGCUACAAGUGCCACAAGCUGGGACACUUCGCCCGCGAAUGCUUCCAGGAUGGCGGCAGUGGGGGCGGGGGCCGAGGUGGCAUGGGUGGAGGGGGACCACGGGGCGGAGGCCGCGGCGCUUCCCGUGGCCGCAUGGAUUACAAGCCUCCCAUCAGAGAAAAGUGCUACAAAUGCAACCGGAUAGGCCACUUCGCCAGGGACUGCAAGGAGGCUGAGGACCGGUGUUAUCGCUGCAACGGCACUGGACACAUCUCCAAGGACUGCCAGCAUGGCCCAGACGAAAUGUCGUGCUACAACUGCGGCAAGAUGGGCCACAUCGCACGCGAGUGCAAGGAGCAGGAGAAGACCUGCUACAUCUGCCACAAGCAGGGACACAUCUCCAGGGACUGCGAGCAGGACGAGAGAAGGAGUGGUGCUGGCCUGUCUCUCCAGUGCUACCUGUGCGGCAAGCUGGGCCACAUCUCCCGGGACUGCCCCAACAGCGAGCGGGAUGACCGCAAGUGCUACAACUGCGGACACCUGGGACACAUCAGCCGGGACUGCCCAGAGGCCGGGGGAAACGACGCGGUCGCCGACGUCUGCUACCGCUGCAACGAGCGUGGGCACAUAGCACGCAACUGCCGGUCCACACGCGCCAACAACCGCUGCUACCACUGCGGCGAGGUGGGCCACCUGGCACGAGAGUGCGAGAUGAAGGCCUGAGAGACGCUCCUCCCACCGUUUGAGCCGCUGCCCAGCGCCACCUUGGAUGCGCAACGGACAGUUCCGUUGCCCUGCCCUCCUCUCCCAGUCGUCUCUCUUGGGAAAGAAGUAGCCGCUCCCUCACCCCCUCCGCUGCUGCUGCUUGCGCGACAGCCCCGUUUGCAUCUGCAUUGCACUCCGGCAGCUAUGUGCUGUCACUAGUAAGGCAAGGAAAGAUGGAGAGCAAGUUUUUUCCCCGACCCAAGUGUUGCCCAGAAGUGGAAUUUUUAUGGUUUGUUCGCCACGAGAGUCGGGAGAGUUGCCCUCGAGGGGGGGGACUGUGUUUAGUGCUGGCGGGGCUGGCUAGCCAUUACUGUUGUUGUUAACGUUAUUCCGUGAUGGUGGCGAGGAUUCCUUCUUCUAUGUUUGUUUGGCGGAUGCAGCAGAAUUGCGAGGGGGGGCAGGCUCCUGUCCCUUUUCUCAGUGGCACAAUCGCGAGGGGGCCAGCGGGGGAGCAGGCAACCUGUGGGGGCCACUGUUUGUUGUUGUUGUUGACGUUGUUGUGGGGAUGAUGUUUACGCUCUAAGCUUCUCUCAGUGCCCUCAACCCCUCUCUCUCCCCCCCUUCGUCAUGCCAACAGGAAUGGGGGAAAAACAAAAAGCACAGUUGAGUUGAUCAAAGUCCUCGUAGAAGGCGUACGAAAAUGUUCUGUUGAGGGACCUGUGGUUUGAGAAGAGUCUAAAGAAAGUGAGAGAGGUGCAUUAUCCUGAAGGACAGGGUAGUCCCAUCGACGGCUUUGCGUGAAGCCUUGGUUUCCGUCUCGUUUCUACUGUGCAGCACAGAGGUGUCGAAGGAAGGUUGGACUGCAGCAAACUCUUGCGGGGCAUCAGUGGCCUCAAAAGUGACACGCGCAGUCUUUUGCAGUGCGGUGAUGGAAAAGGUGGCAACAAAGACCAGAAAGCGAAGCGGGGGGAUGAGAAGCAUUAUUUAUUUUUGUUGAAUAAAGACCGUGUAAGUUGUAUCGCUAACAGUGAGAAAACGUGGAUGGUCCCUUGCCCUUCCGCGAGCCGUAAUCUCGACGAGAAAAAGACGGAUGGCCCGUUUCCGCUUCCGCGGUUUGUUGUGCGGGCUCGCAGGUUUUGUUGUUUCCACAAGCCACCCUCCUCGUUGAGGAAAGAUGCCAAGGAUUGGUGGUGUACAAAAGUGAGAUUUCGAGCAGCAUUGUACAAAAAAGAAAAGGAAGAGAUAAAGAGAGUUUACGACGUGACACUUGCGCUCAAAGAGGGGGGGUUUCUCUCCAGCCGAGAUUUUCACAUUAGGGGAGGGAUAAGGGCUUUUCUGGGCAUGGGGGGAGAGGCUCUUGGCAAUCUGAUCUUGCUGCACUGUUCUAGUUUGGUGUGAGUGUGUUACGUGUGUUUGCCCAGAAAGCUCUGCUUUUUUGACAAACUCUGCUCCCGCACCCAGUCUUUUUGAGAGUACCUUUUGUAGGGCGUGCUGCAUUACAGCUUCGUAAUGGAAUAAAAAAAAAGGCGAGAAAGGGGGCCCAGCUCCCGAGAAAGACCAAAGGCUUCUGAGGUCUGUGACGGCCGUUAAGUGGACGCACACACACCACACCUUGAAUUGUUGAGCCUUGCCCGUUCCCUCAAACUGUACUUUGAUGCUGCAAUGUGCACGUUGUGUAGGUGGAGGCAUGAGUAUAUAUAUAUAUAUAUUAUAUUAUAUAUAUAUAAAUAUAAUGUGUAAAUACUUGUUGAAGAAGAGAAAGUUUCCCAGAGAUAUUUACAGCUGGUUCACCACAAGUUAUAUCUGAGGUUGUUUGGAUUCCAUCCCAGAGGCAGAGUUUUUCAGUAGAGACGCAGAAAGCAGCCUGCGUUCUUUUGUUUUUCGCGUGGCACCCACCAACUGAAAUAAAAGUAUGGUUGGGGGAAACGUACAUGUCUCAGCCGACAAAACACUAGUCUUCUUUACAAGCACUUGCAUGUUUCGACCAAAAAAAAAAGUAUACCUCACUCCGGGAUCAAGAUGCGCACCAGAAACAUCUUGGCUGAGGUUUACACGACUGGCAUACCUGUGAAUGCCUAGCGGUUGGUGAAAGGUGGAGUGGCAGUGUUCUUGUGCAUUAGUGUUGCCAUCCAUUUAGUGGGCAACAGUCACGUGAGCUGUGUCAGUGACGCCUGAAGCAAGCCACUGCAACGCAAGAUGCCAUUGGCAUCACAGAAUGCUCCGAUAGUAGGCGAAGAGGUUGUGCAAUGUUUGUAAGGGAUUAGGAACACAACAGUGGCGGGUGAUCACUGAGCACGCAUAAAAUGCCGUUACUUCUUCCCGAGAUUGCUGGCAGCGCCACCGACAAUACUUCACAUUUUGUGAUGUCCACUUCUGGAUGGCGAUAUCAGUGUGCAAUAAAUUCUUCGCCCGAGAGUUGUCUUUGAUGAAGUGAACAGCAAGGUACGUGCCUCUGGUACCACAGCUUGUGGCAAGCCGUGACGACGUGUUUAUAUAGCAUUGCAAAUGCCACUCUAGUGAUACCAAUUCCAGUGCUGGAAGGUGCACGUUACACGUGUAGUGUGUGCUCAACACAUUGGCAGGUUGAGACAAAAAGCCAGUCAAGUAGCACAACCCGACUGACCAAACAACACUGUUGAAUAAAUAAUGAAAAAUUCUGACGGGUACUGCUUCUAAAGAACACGAGUUGCCUCGAGUCUUGCGGUAUGUGUGCCUACAAUGCGAAGACCAUGCCUGUCAACUCAAGGUUGAUGGUGAUCAUCUGCAGAGGAAGAAAUGUAAAAUUACUGGGCUGAAAGAGAACAUUAUUAUGCUUGUAGUUGGUCAACUGAAUAGAGAUUCCCAGAACUUACACGAAAACGUAAGGUACUUACCAGCUGUGAUAGCUGGUGGUAGUAAUUUUUGCAAACAUUUAUUGAUGCUUCAUUCGGAACUGCUGGUUCAGGGUGUAUAUGAAUGUCUUAACAGUUUCUACUGGAACAUUGUAUUGAAAGUGGCAAUUUAAGUGAUGACACUUAGUUAAGCUUCAGAAGUGGUUUUAACCGGCCAGAUGGCCUUUCCUCCAAACAGUUCACUAUGUAGUGGUGUGCUUUGUUAGUGCUGGUUUCCUUCUGUAAAUACAUUCAGCUGAUAAUUAUCACGAAUGCGACAGCUUUUGAGUUUGUAAGCCCAGCACCUGCGCUGCACUUUACCGAGGAAAUUUGUUAUCUACAUCUACAAAACAGUGACCGCCAGCUACAGUUGUGUUAACAUCUCGCGUUAUAUGCAUCUCCUUCCUUCAACUCUGUUAAUAAUUGUAUUGUUCCUGUUUGCUUAGAUUUACGUACUGUUGCAUUACCAUGUUCUGCUGUUCAAUAUGCUGUUGUUAGAGGUGAGCAACUCCUUCAUGUGAUAUGUUUGGAUGCCUACAGGUUUUGCAAACGCAAGCGGGUAAGCAUUAGAAGUGGGGAGGCAAUGCACAGCGAUGCCUCUACGCUUCGUCGCAAGUUGCCCAGUCGUGUAAAUCGCAGGCCUCGAUGACCGGGCUGCUCAGCCAUCUUGGAACGUCCACAGUGUUAUCUCGCGUGCAGCCGGAGCCUUCUGCCGUUGUACCUUCUUCAGUUUUAUUUUUGUUCUCUGUUUGUUUGUGUGGGAGGGGCCAUUCAUGAGACCCCAAUCACAGAGCAGAUACCUGUGCUAUCUAAUGUUAUCCAGUGACAUCAAGGUGUACAAACUGGGAUGUGAAACGAGAAAAAAAAAAGAAUAAAAAUGGAUGGAAAAGCUCCAAAGAA